AUGGCAACGCAUGCGCUCCUCAACUCUCUGAAGGCCAACAAAACGGCGUUCGGAGUUUGGCUGACCCUUCCAGGACUCUUCCAUGCUCGUACCGUCGCGCAGGCCAGCCCCAAUAUAUCAUGGAUCUGCAUCGAUAGUGAACAUGGGCUUGUGCCUCUUGUCCCCUCUGCUGCAGAGACGGUAGCUUCAAUCCACGGAGCCGUCGGUGGCACCGCAGGACCAAGUGCCAUUGUGCGCAUUCCCGCGACUGGCGCAUCAGACAGUACGAGCUGGCAAAUCAAGUACGCUCUAGACGCUGGCGCUAGAGGCGUUAUCGUCCCCAUGGUUUCUACUGCCGAAAAAGCGAGGGAAGUGGCCUCCGAUUGCCGCUUCCCUCCUAUCGGAAGGCGUGGAUUUGGAAGUCCAUUUACCCAAGGGAACUGGGGCCUCAGCACCGCAGACUAUCUGACAUUUGCGAACGAUAGUGUCGUGGUCAUGGUUCAAAUCGAGACUCCGGAGGCGGUUAAGAACGUAAAGGAGAUUGCAGGCGUUGACGGGAUUGGUGAAUACGAAUUGUUGGACCUUCUAGCUUCAAUCACUGACUCAGUAAUAGAUGUAUUGUUCAUUGGCCCAUAUGACCUAUCCAUUUCACUCGGCUAUCCUCCCCCAUCACCUGACCCUCACCCAGAAGUCGAGAAAAUCAUCCAGCAAAUCCUACAUAGUGCCCACGAUGCUGGGAAGAAGUGGUGUGUACGGAGAUACCUGGGUCGUAUAAACCUGCUCAUCUAUCGCACGAAGCGCAAUAUUCUGUAUUUCUGGUUCUCAGUCGGCCCGCAGAGCCGCUGA
Pleurotus ostreatus (oyster mushroom) is the source of this 825-nucleotide messenger RNA. RefSeq lists its product as uncharacterized. Gene Ontology annotation, molecular function: aldehyde-lyase activity. The transcript is spliced from 2 exons. The coding region runs from base 1 to 825 and encodes 274 amino acids. Gene Ontology annotation, cellular component: cytoplasm. The record is from RefSeq and is a predicted model, not a curated record. NCBI's taxonomy places the organism in Eukaryota, Fungi, Basidiomycota, Agaricomycetes, Agaricales, Pleurotaceae.